GUCAUUCAAAUCAUCACAUUCAUCAUUCAAUCAAGGGAGAAUUAAUGGAUCCCGGAGAGCUCAAACGGGUGUUUCAAAUGUUCGAUCGGAACGGAGAUGGGCGGAUUACGAAGAAAGAACUCAGCGACUCGCUACAAAAUUUGGGAAUUUUCAUCCCUGACGACGAUCUUGUCCAGAUGAUUGAGAAGAUAGACGUAAAUGGAGAUGGUUGUGUCGACAUUGAUGAGUUUGGGGGAUUGUAUCAAACAAUCAUGGAUGAGCGAGACGAGGAAGAGGAUAUGAGAGAAGCAUUCAAUGUGUUCGAUAAAAAUGGUGAUGGGUUCAUUACCGUCGAAGAAUUGAGAUCGGUUUUGUCAUCUCUGGGGCUCAAGCAAGGAAGAACCGCAGAAGAUUGCAGAAAGAUGAUAAGAAAGGUUGAUGUUGAUGGAGAUGGUAUGGUUAACUACAAGGAGUUUAAGCAGAUGAUGAGGGGGGGAGGGUUUGCGGCCCUGAGUUGAAGGUGGGUUGGGGGGGGGGGGG
Telopea speciosissima is the source of this 519-nucleotide messenger RNA. RefSeq names its product calmodulin-like protein 3. The transcript has a single exon. The record is from RefSeq and is a predicted model, not a curated record. The coding region runs from base 45 to 497 and encodes 150 amino acids. Gene Ontology annotation, molecular function: calcium ion binding. NCBI's taxonomy places the organism in Eukaryota, Viridiplantae, Streptophyta, Magnoliopsida, Proteales, Proteaceae.